Racocetra persica is the source of this 604-nucleotide messenger RNA. The record is from the annotation of a GenBank genome assembly. Lineage: Eukaryota; Fungi; Glomeromycota; Glomeromycetes; Diversisporales; Gigasporaceae.
GCAGAAGCUAACGGAACUUUGGCUUUGUAUUACAAAGAUCAUAAGGAUGAGUAUAUGUGCUUGAACCGUUAUAACACGAUCGUAGUAAAUAGGGCAAGCGCAUACGUAGAACAUGCAGCUGAAUGGACAAGAGGAUUAAAAAGGUAUCGUAAUGUUAAUCUUUCUAUGUCUGAGUCUAUUUCAUUACUGACUAAUAUUAUUAUUGAGAGAGAACUUAAGUUAAUUGCCGAAGAUAAAAAUGAUCAAUUAAGUUUCUUCUUUAACGAAAUUGAAGAAAUAGCUUGUUUGAAGAAAAAAAACGAAGCUGAGCGAAGGGCUCUUGAACGAUCUCUGGUAUAUCAGUGUUAUUUAAUGUACUGGAAUCAGUGUAUGGCUAUACCACUUUGGAAUUUGAAAGACGAGCCAACAGCAAGCGAUGAUAAUCUUUCGUGGGUAGAUUGUAUUAAUAUCUUGAUGAAACUUUUAUAUGAUAGAGAGAAAAAUAUACAGGAGCCAGUUAUCUAUAGCUUUAAACAGCUGCGAAGAGAAAUAGUAGCUAAGGAUUUUAGGCUAAGUAGUUUUUUUGAUUCAAUCUAUAAUGCAUCUCUUCCCGAAAAUAGAAGUA